Molecule: messenger RNA, 1621 nt
Organism: Syngnathus acus (greater pipefish)
Lineage: Eukaryota; Metazoa; Chordata; Actinopteri; Syngnathiformes; Syngnathidae
Gene: c4h8orf82
Product: chromosome 4 C8orf82 homolog
Exons: 3
Coding region: 149-835 (228 amino acids)
Source: RefSeq, a predicted model, not a curated record
UAAAACAAAAAUAUAAACAUUUCCGGGAUACGUCAUGAGUCAAAGUUGAAGUUUGUUUAUGAGAGUAUUUCUGCAUGUUUUUGCUGGUCACACCGAAUCUCACGUUGGAUUCCUCUUAGUCGUGUAAGUACAUUUUGAGGUUGAGCUCAUGUUGUUUCUUCGGACAAGUGCCGUGCUUGUCAGCCAGCGUGUGGCCGCUUUACGCUGCACGCCCACCGGCUACAAGAGCCUUACAACAGCCGCUGCGUACGUGCAGGGUCAGAGCCCCGAGCCACGCAUCCGAGAAUACUUCUACUACAUUGACCACCAAGGGCAGUUGUUCCUGGAUGACACCAAAGUGAAGAAUUUUGUCACCUGUUUCAAAGACAAACAGUUCCUAGUCUUUUUCUUCAGUCGCCUCCGUUUAAACCAGAGCGGACGCUACGAGGACGCCUUCCCCUUCCUGUCCCCGUGCGGGCGAGAGAGGAACUUCCUGCGUUGCGAUGACCGACCGGUGGUCUUUACGCAGCUGCUGCAGGACGCCACCGGUGACCGGGACUCGCUGUCGUUCUGUGGUGGCGCAGACAAGCUGACGGUGGACUUCAAGCCCGAGGCGCUCUACAUGCACCCAACCAGUGGACGAGUUUACCACCCCUGCUUGGAGCGAGUGGGCGGUGUCGGGCUGGUGAGGUCAUCCCUGGCCAUCGAGCUCAGCCCGUUCUUUAUCUACGCUUCCGAGCGGGCUCAGUCAGGACCGCCCACGCACUUCUUAUGGAGGAAACAGCAGUACACACUAAGCAAUGAGCUGGCCAGAAGCUUUGCCACAGAAGACGACAGCCGAGCUGGAGGGCUGUAAUGUCCUGAUAUAAUGACACUUGAGUGACAUGUCAGUCAUAAAGGUUUGGCAUUUCGAGCAUUCAUAUGAUCUCGAAACUAAGAAUUGUUAAGUGUUUGUUAAUUUAAUGAGCCCUGCCAAGGCCCGUGACAUUGAUGAGCGAAUUAAACUUGAAAUAUUAGCGAACGACCAAAUUAAACUUGAAAUGUUAGCGAACGUUCCCCACUUAUUUCGCAAGACACGGCGUGGCAAAUGUCAAGUGCUGUUUGUAUUGACGUUUUACACAGCUUAGUGGUUAGCGUCAAUACCAGUGCGGACACGCAAGCACUGCCUGCUCCAGAGAAAUUAUGGGAUUAGAGAACUGCGCUUGUUAAACGCUUGCCUUCAAAUCUGAACACAAUGAAAACAUUUAGCACGAGGGACUGAAAGGCUUAUAUUCAACAAGACAAGUUUCUUUUGAUUGGCUGAGCAUAUUAUGCAUUUUUCCGACUGAUUACUCAUUACACCGCUUGCUUCACCUUUCAUAUCAGCAAGGUCACUGCAGCUCAACCUGCGUCAUUGCACGACCAGCAGGGGGCGACGUCAACUCGCGGAACAACUUCUAAUUGAUCCGCGUAACCUUCAUUGUCGCAGUCAAUAGUAACAUUGAUGAUGAUGGCAUGCUUGAAUGAGUUUGUUGACAACAACGUUCACAAAACCCCGAGCUCCUAUUUUUUCCUUAGUGUUUAUCCUCCCAGAAGAGAAGUAAGCUUUUAUUAUCCAAUACGGCAUUUAACGUCCUGUAAAAAGUAAACACAUUUGCAGUAA